This is a messenger RNA of Pelodiscus sinensis (Chinese soft-shelled turtle), 2374 nucleotides long. RefSeq names its product retinoic acid induced 2 (gene RAI2). The record is from RefSeq and is a predicted model, not a curated record. Gene Ontology annotation, cellular component: nucleus. NCBI's taxonomy places the organism in Eukaryota, Metazoa, Chordata, Testudines, Trionychidae. Gene Ontology annotation, biological process: animal organ development.
AGGCUGAAGGCUGCCCCCCCCCCCCAGGAUGUAUCCGCGGGAGGCGGGCGAGCCUGCACGGUCAUUCUUGGGAAGGUGACAUCAGUGGGGCUGGCUCGGAGGCGCUGGGUGGGAGGCAGGGCGCAGCCGGCUGACAGGUCGCUGGAGCCGCCUGGGGAGGAGGAGAAGGCAGGCGGCUUGCAAAAGGGGCUGCCACCGGCAGCCGUCACCGAGAUGCUGCUUCGCAAGGCCAAGCAAUGCCGGUGCAGAUGCUUUUGGCAGCUCUGAUGCAACACGGAUCUUGGUGACCACAAUGUAAAUGUGAAUUUCCGCAGAGUCUCACAAGUCCUAUAAAAUGGAGGAGCUGUACAAGGACACUCAAAAUCUGCCCCUGGACGUUACCAACUCUCCUUCCACCAUCACUAACAAUAAGCUAGAAAAUGGUGUCGCUCAGCUGAUAACAGCUGAAGCCUGGAAUAUCAACUCCACAGACUUGAUGAAGAAAGCACUUUCACCACUUGUGACUGUCCCAGCCCCUUCGAUCCUCGCCCCGCCAGCGGAAUCCCAAAGCGGGGUAGCUCUGAAAGUAGCAGCCACAGUGCUUCAGCCAAUUUGCUUAGGGGACAGCCCAGUGGUUCUUCCAAUACACCUGCAAGUGGCAGGGAGUGCCACUCCUCAGAUUGCACCGAAUAACACCACGCCGUAUGUUAUGACCACUCAAGGGCCAGUUCCAUUGCCUGUCCUCUUAGAGCAACAUGUGUUUCAGCAUCUAAAUUCUCCACUGGUGUUACCGCAAGGUGCUCCCUGCUCUACAAAUCACCUUCACAACAAUCUUUUCCAGGGUUCGUCUGCCCCGGUUGGACAGCCCCAGUUACUGGAUCAGAAACCAUCCAACGCGACCCAGGAUACCAUUUUGCCCCCAGUGUUUCAGACUCCAGGAUUUGCUGCAGUUCUUCAAGAUUUGUUUCCUCCACAAGGUACCUUAGGGUCAUCACCCUGUCAGCCACCCCCAGAUUACUCCUCUAUUCCACCCCAGGCCUUCAGUUCCCCUCUAUCGCCACUAGUGCCCCCAGCCACUCUCCUAGUGCCAUAUCCUGUGAUUGUUCCCUUGCCAGUCCCAGUGCCCAUCCCUAUCCCCAUCCCCAUUCCCGUGCCUCAUGGCACUGAAUCCAAGGUCAACCCUGACUACCCCAAGCCACCGUCAUUUACCCUGUAUUCCUGCAAAGGCACCCAAACACCAGUGGAGAAAGAAGAAUCCAAACCCUUUGAUUUCAUCCACUCAAGGGAAUUUUCCCAGCUGAAUCGUCACACCGUCAUCAAGAUGAGCAAUGAGAACGAGGCCCUGGACCUCUCUAUGAAAACGGUGCCUUUACUAAAGGCAAGUGAGGUCAGUUCCCAGCUCUCCCCGGAAGAUGGUGCUUUAGACUUGUCGAUUGCUUCCUGUAGGAAGUCAGGAAGCCAUGCUGAGGCAGCUAGUACCAUUUGUUCUGGAUCCAUGAUGGACAGUGCUGCUCAUUCCAUGAUGGAUAAACUCUCCAGUGCAGCUUCCCCCUUUGCCCCUCCCAAACUUCACGAAGCCUCAGCCAAGGUCGACAGCAGAGUGACCGGCAGCAACUCGGCCGAGCUCCUGAGACAGCAGCAAAAGUGGCUGGUGGAUCAGACUAGCAGAGCAGCCUGUGAGCCCAAGGCCGGGAAUAAUAUUGAGAUUGUGAGCACUUCACAGACUGCCAAAGUAAUAGUCUCUGUCAAAGAUGCUGUGCCCACUAUUUUUUGUGGCAAGAUUAAAGGCCUCUCGGGAGUAUCCACCAAAAACUUCUCCUUCAAAAGGGACAUGCCCCAGGACUCUGUACUGCAGUGUUAUGAUGUGAAGAGCCAGCCAGAGCCUAGGGAUAAUGCAGAAGCUCUUAGGAAACCAAUCAAAAACAGGAGUGUAAAGUUAAAGAAAAUGAACUCCCAGGAGAUACACAUUCUUCCAAUAAAAAAGCAACGGCUUGCGGCCUUCUUUCCAAGAAAGUAAAUUAUGGGUUUUUAGAAUUUUAAGAUAUAAUAAUUAUUAUGAAAAAUAAAAAAUGCACUUGGUUUAAAAUGCAUUUUGAACUAUCUUUGUAAGUUAUUUUGGGGAAAGUGGGAGAGGAUUGGCUGUAGAUUUCCUGUAAAAUUGGGGGGGAGGGGCAUUCUUUUGUUUGUUUUUCAUGAUUGAUUUUUGUCUUUUCAUGAAAAAGUAAAUAAAAAGCAAUCUAUUUUUCAAGCAGAUUGCACAUUUUUGCAGCUUUAAUGGAAUAAUGGAUGAGUCAGAGGGGUAAGAGCUAUUUUCACUGCCAUGAAGUGCUUUGAUGAUGUAAUUCUUAAUAGUGAAUACAAUGGAAAAUUCAAAAUAAAUGUUUGUAUGUGGUAA